Messenger RNA from Patella vulgata (common limpet), 13950 nucleotides. RefSeq names its product DNA-dependent protein kinase catalytic subunit. Gene Ontology annotation, cellular component: nucleus. Gene Ontology annotation, molecular function: DNA-dependent protein kinase activity; protein binding. The coding region runs from base 1 to 12396 and encodes 4131 amino acids. Gene Ontology annotation, biological process: double-strand break repair via nonhomologous end joining; telomere maintenance; intrinsic apoptotic signaling pathway in response to DNA damage. The record is from RefSeq and is a predicted model, not a curated record. The transcript has 94 exons. Lineage: Eukaryota; Metazoa; Mollusca; Gastropoda; Patellidae.
AUGGCGGCCGGCUUACUAGAAGAAAGUUUAUGGUCGUUGCACAAGAGUUUGGGAGCUUCUGGUGAAUCUGAAAGAGAUCAAGCUGAAACUGUUGUAGGGAACAUAACACAAAUAUGCUUACACGAGAUUUCUUUGAAAGAUAUAGAUUAUUGUUGUUCGGUUUUGUUUGAUAAAGAAAUUGGAAUAUUGGCUUAUCUACAGAAGAUAUCAAAGAAAAAUGAGUAUCAAGGUUCUGGUACUAAAUAUGGAUUAUUGGAAUUUUUGUCUGGUUUUAUACACAAAGUGGAUAAAAAGAUUAUCCCCUAUGCAGUUGAAAUCAAGGAAGUGUGCAUACUCAAUUAUUCCACUGAUAGAUUUGCAAAGAUAAGAAAUGCUGCCUUACCUGUUCUUAUCAAGAUACUAGAACUGAGUGUUGGAACAGACUUGGGAGAAGAUUUGCAGAUAAAAAAAUUGAUUGAUAAAUUUUUUAUGGAAUUAACAAAGGGUUCAAAACUUACAGCCUCGGUAAAAGGCAGUAUUUACUAUCUGUUAGGUGUAAUAGCAGAAGUUUACCCAGAACAUAUGAUGACAUAUUCUAGUCGUUUACUUGAUAUAUAUAAAUCAGCAUUAAAACAAGAGAUGAUGGCCAAAACAAAAAAACCUGAACUGACAGUAAUCAGUGGAUGUUUAAGUGGAUUAACAGCUUAUCUGAUAAACUUUACUCAAAGCUCAGAAGAUGGUUCAUGUUACGACAUAUACAAGUAUGCUAAAAUGGCAAUAGACCCCUCUGUUAACUUGUCUCGUUAUGAAGUACCUAAAGCAGGUUUAAUUUUAUUUUCAAAGCAUGCCAGCCAGUUAAGAGAAUUCUUUAUUGAUGAUUAUCAGGUAAUGUAUGAAAGAUUAUGCCAUUGGAGUCAUCAUCGUAAUAGAGAGGUACUGAAUAUAGGCAUGUCUGCAAUGGAGGCUUUUCUAAAAGAGAUUUCUGAGAUGCUUGUCCAAAAAUCUGGAGAAGGUCUGAUUAGAGGAGCUGUAUUUAAGUUUUUCAUGCAACAGUUUAGAAGUAUAAUGAAUUCUAGUGAAGCUAACAGUAAAGAGAUAUCUUUAGCUAUACGAGGUUAUGGACUUCUGGCAGCUCCAUGUAAGAGUUUUCUAAAAGCCAAUGAUGUUCAAUUUAUGUUCAGUGAGAUGAUAACUAAAUGUGAACAACAAUUCUUUGGAAAUACAGAAGACUUACAGGAUAAAUUGCAUAGUUUACAUAGUUACCUUGAGGCAUUGGCCAAUAUAAUCAACGAAGUCAAUGAGGUUUCAGACACAUUUGCAUCUAUUGUCGAACAUCUUUUGGUUUUACAACUUGAGAAUAUACCAUCUAUAAAUGAGAAAAUACAUUAUAGCUGUAUUAGAUCUGUUAUACAUGUAUUACUCUCUUUAAUGACUAAAGGUUCAACAUUUCAUCAAGUAUUAUCUGGAGUUGUGUAUCAGGGUGUAAUCAGAACAUGCUCUCAUCCUAUUGUAUUAGAAACUGAACAAACAGAGGAAGAUUUGACAGCAGUUGAUACAUUUAAAGAAAAAAACAUUUCAUAUAGAAAUUAUCUGGAUGUUUGGACUCAUUUAUUAGAAAGUGCUAAAAUCAAGGAUUUGAGUACUCUGGGUAUUUCUAUUGAGGAAAGAACACAAUUAACUGAUGCUGUAUAUAAUGAACUAAUGACCGCCAUUUUAAAAGUGCUGAAUAAGUUAGAUCUGACAUCAACAUCAUCUACAGAACUUACAGAACAGGUAGAUGGUGCAAGUACAAGUGCUGAUGUUUCUAUGGAAACUGAUGAUGUGUCUGCUGAUCCGACCGUUGGUGUUCAAGCCACUAAACCUAAAGAUUUUCAAGUUUUUAUCAAUUUAGUUGAUUUCUGCAGAGAUCUAUUACCAACCAAAUGUACAGAACUUUUUGAAAAAUGGAUAUUUACAUUUAGUCAUAAUAUUAUUCUACUAUCCACCAAAAAUCCUUUAGUUAGUGGAUUUUAUAAAUUUCUUGCUAUGUGUAUGAAGAUAUCCAACAAACUCUCAUAUUUCCAGAGUGUUGCACCAAUAUCUCCAUCAAAAUCUCAUGUUGCUAUGGAAACUGAAGACUCAAGUGAAAAUGAAAAACAAAAAGCUGUCUGCUAUUUACUUGUAAAGAAAUUUUCUAAAGAGGUUUUAGUUCGUAUGAAACAAUAUCAAGAUGAUUUAUUAGCAGCAUGUUUAACAUUUGUAUUAUCAUUACCUAAAGAGAUCAUAACAGAACAAAUGAUAGAAGUUAUACCUGCAGUACAGGUUGCACUGUCAUUGGGUUUAAGUUAUCUACCAUUAGCUGGCAUAGCUAUUGAUGCUCUAGAGUACUGGUGUCAUAAUCUGCCUCAUCAUAUAAUACAUCCAUAUUAUUCAGCUAUAUUACCAUACUUAGAUAAUUAUAUUAAAACAGUUGAUAAAGGUGCAGAAGAAAUUAAAGUGGAAAGUACUGUUAGUACUGGUAAAGGGAAGAAGAAACUUCCUAUCCGUUUGAUACGAAAGCAAAAAAUUGAAUCAGAAAAGAGCUAUGAAUCAAAAUUAGCAGUUGUAAAACAAAGAGUUGUGCAAUAUCUUGGAUCACUAGGUGGCAGUGUAAAUUAUGCCUUGUUAGCUAAUUCUGAAGAAGAAAUAAGUAAACAAGCCAUAGCCUGGGAUACUAAUAAACAUCUUCGAUUUGAUAUUCCGUUUAUAGAUAUGAAACCUAUUAUAUACUUUGAUCCAUUCUUACCCCAUGUUGUGGAAUUAGCAAUGAAAUCAAGUGACAGACAGACGAAAGUUGCAGCUUGUGAAUUAUUACAUUCAUUGAUUUUAUAUUGUCUUGGGCGUGGUGCACAGCAGCCUGGUGAACAACAGAAACGUUAUCCUAUGGGAGCAAUAUACAAGAAACUAUUUCCUGCAAUGCUACAGUUAGCAUGCGAUGUAGAAUUGGUAUCCAAGCAACUAUUUGAACCAUUAACAAUGCAGAUCAUUCAUUGGUUUACUAACAACAAAAUGGCUGAAAGUAUGGAAACUAUGGCUCUACUUGACACAAUAUUUGACAGUAUUAUACAAUCAUCAGAUACAGCUUUAAGAGAUUUCAGCGCUAAGUGUUUAAGAGAAUUUCUCAAAUGGUCAUUAAAACAAUCUUCUGUAAAGGCAACUGAAAAGAGUCCUGUUAAUACUAGUUCGAUGUUGAAGAGAAUAUUUAGUUUUGCAUUACAUCCAAGUGCCUUUAAACGUUUAGGAGCAGCUCUUGCCUUCAACAAUAUAUACCAGAUAUUCAGAGAAGAAAAGAGUUUGGUGGAUCGCUACAUUUUCCAGAUUUUAGUACAUUUUGUGGAAAGUCUCAGCUUAGCUCACCAAGAUGAGAAAUCACUGGGAACACAAGAACAGUGUGUUGCAGUUUUAGACCAUUUACAAAGAAUCAUCAUUUUCCAUGCUGACUUGUUGUCUAAACAAAGUAAACUUAGACCAGAACCUAGAGAAUGGAGUAGUAAGACAUUAGAUAUUGCUGUUAGAUGGUUAUCAAGACAAUGUGGACGACCUCAAACUGAAUGUAGACAUGCUUGUAUGAAAUUAGUUUAUCAGUUAUGUACACAUGUGCAAGGAAUUAAAGCAACAAAAGAUUAUUUUGGUACAUUUUUAAAAACUGGUGGUGCACCUCACUUUAUUUCAAGGUUUGAAGGUGGUGGAACGGCUACACAUGGUAAAAGUGGUAUUUCAGCAUGUCCUACCAUGAUUAAAGUAUCAGAAGUCUUCUCACUUACGUCAGCUCUAAACUGGUUUGAUAUGUUACUAGCUGCAUUAGAUUGUUAUACCUGGGUUUUUGGUGAAGGCCUGUUGACACCAUCAGAUUUAUUAUCAGAGAAGUCAGCUAAUACUUCAAAAGUAUUUGAGAGUUUGAAGUAUUUUUUAAAGUAUGUUGCUUUAAGUGAGAUUGGAGACGCUGCCAAAUUAUUUAAGAAAAAUGUAGACGCAGAUCUUUUUACACCUCUCGAGAUAGAACAAUACAACAGAAAUAAAUGUACAGUUAUUGUGAGAUUAUGGAAUUUUGUUGCUGUUAUUGUUGGAAAAUAUCCGAAAGAAGCUUUCAAGGUGAUACCUAAAGAUAUAUGGAGUGAAGAUUUAUGGGAAUUAUUAAUUAAGUGUGUUGUACAACCUCAAGCUGUAGGUUUUAAUAUGGGGGAUAUAGAAAUUAUAAACAAAUUACCAACAGAGUUAGAACAAGUAUUGAUUAUUUUUAACAGAUAUCUACCUGAGAAUCAUUCUAAAGAUUUAAAAAUAGCUUUGAGGUCACAUCUGCAAGGAGACAGAGAUAUGUUUGGAUUGUUGCCAAUAUCAUUAAAUGAUCCUGGUAUAGCUCACAAUAUAUUACAUCAUCUAGUUAUUGGUUAUAGUUUGUUAAAUAAAACACAUCUAUUACAACAUGUAGUACAAACACAGAAUAAAACACAACUACUCGUCUUUAAUACAGUGUAUAAUAGUGUUUUUGAGAAGACAGGCAGUAAGAAAACAGUUGUGUCAUUAACACCAACAGCCCUUGGCUUGGGACGUUCUUUAUUAGAAUUGUCUUUUCAGUUAGAUUUACCGGCAACUAUAUUAAUAGAAUCGUUAUUAAACCAAGAUGGUAUACAAAAUAAAAGUAUGAAUGUCCAGUUACAACAUGGAGACUUGUUUUUUACCAGAUAUAAGUCAACCAUUUGUCAUUCUAUAGCAGAACAAGCAGAAACCGUUAUCCCUCUGCUAGCCGAUAGAGCAGUUGACAAUGCUAGAAAAAUCAGCAGUUUUCUUGUCGCUACUGUGGAUUAUAUUGCAAGAGACAGGACUCUCAGAAAAAAAGAAGGUGCUAAAGUUGCAUCCAUUAUUUUAUCACAGUGGGAUAAAUUUUCAAUUUGGUGGACCAACAAAGCUUCUGCGGAGUUUCAGAGUCUGGCUAUAGCUUUGCUUACUAAAGUUUUACUUAUUGAUAGUAAGGUAACAUCUCAUACUUUGCAUCCAUCUUUUUCUAUCGUAUUUAAUAUGUAUGAGAUAAUGUUAACAGAUAGUAAAACUAAUCUAGCAUUUAAGAAUCAUGUUUUAGACUUACUGCCAUUCUUUGCCAUGUCACAAGAUACUUACAUAAAGAAAUUAAAAGUUAGCCUUGAUCGUUUGGUGGCUGACAAUUUCCCAUUAAAAAGUUCAGAAUUUACUCAGGGUAGUCCAAAGUAUAAUGAUUAUAUAUCAGCUUUAAAAAAGAUAUUAGUAGCCUUAGAACUGUCUGGUAGUUCCAUGUUGUUAGAAUUACUGAUUAGUAUAUUUUGUCGUGAAAGUAAACAUGCAUAUGAAGAUGAAAUACAAACUGUCAUAGCCAGAUAUACUAGAAGGUUACCACAAGAUAAGCAGAAGUUGGCCCUCGACGUUCCGUAUGCUAUAUUUAUAAAAGAAGGGAGCUUUCCACCAGCUAUUAGAACUGCUGCUAUGGACCGAGUUUGUCUGCCAAUGUUACGUUUAGUUAGGAAAUCAGCACUCUUAGAAUUUUUUCAAGAUCAUAUUAAACAUGUGAUGAUUGAGAUUGAAGCUAAAUUAACCAAGACUUCAGCUGGUCAACUUGAAAAUCAACUUGUUACUAAAAUGGGUUGUUUUCAACUAAUGGAACUUCUGUAUUCAAGAUUGAGUAAAGAUGAAGUGUAUAGUAAAAAUUCUAUAAUAAAUGAAAAAUAUUGUAGCGGCCAUGUUGAAACAGGAAAAGAAAUGACACAAAAAUUAACAAAAUGUGCACAUGAUGCUAGAAGUGAAGAUACUAGAGGAGAAACUAUGUUGGUAGAAUUAAGACGUCUAUAUCAUUGUUCAGCAUAUAAUCUAAUGGUAUCCAUUAUAUCAUGUACCCAAACAGACGUUAAAUUUUAUCAAGGAUUUCUUCUGUCGGAUAAAGAAGAUAAGGGCCAGUUUGUAUUAGAAAAUAUUGUUGAUAAAGACAAGAAAUAUGAAUUUUCAGCUGAAUUAGAGAGUUUAAUGGAAAGAAAGAAGAGAUUUGUAUCUAUAAGAAGUGAAGUGAAGGAAAAAAGAACAGAUGAUAUUGAAGAAUCCAUGUUUUCAUCAUUUAGUCUAACAUCACAGUAUAUGGAUGAUAGUAGUCUUAGUGAUGAUCUCAAUCAGUUUGAUUUUAUGGCAGGAACAGUACAGAUGAUGUCAGGAUCUGUAGAAAAAGAAAGAUUAAAAGGUAGAUCCGAGUUGAUGAGAAAAUCCAGUCAUCCUAAUGAACCUGAGGAUACGGCAACUUUAUCUGGAGAUUACCUGGAACUAGAAAUGGAUGAAUUAAAUAAACAUGAAUGUAUGACACCAAUGAUAGCAUUAUUAAAACAUUUACAUACAACGAUAACACCUCCAGAAAAGGGAUCUAUACCCAAAGAGAUGCCAAAAUGGAUGCAGUUUUUUCACAAGAAAAUGAAAGAUCCUACAACAAACAUUAAUAUAAAACUUUUUAUAGCAAAACUUAUCAUCAAUACUUCAGAGGUAUUUCAGCCAUACACCAAGUUUUGGUUGCCAUGUUUAUGUCAGUUAAUAUUUUCUGGUCCAAUGAGUUGUGGUGGUAUAAACUAUUUUAUAACAGAUAUUAUAGUAACAAUGAUGUCCUGGCAUACUAUAUCUAUACCACAGGAUACAUUAGAAGAAAGAGCCAUGGCUUCUCGCUUAGUUCAGUUUCUAAUGGCUAAUAUUUAUCAUACCAAUAGAAGUGUUUACAAGAAUAAUUUAGAGAUGUUAAAAACAUUGUUAGAAUGUUGGAAAGAUCGUAUUGAUAUACCAUACAAAAUUGUAUAUAAUCAUCUGAAAAGUGAAGAGUGUUCUGUUGGUGUUCAGUUAUUAGGUGUCAUAAUUACUUGUAAAUUUCCACCCUAUGGUCCUGAUGCUCCUGUUGAUAGAGAAAAAUUUUUCAUAACAGUGGGAAAUAUUAUCGGAGCCAAAUCUAAACCUGUUUAUACAGCGGCUAGUGAAGUUGUUGGUAUGAUUCUUAAAUAUCUGGCGGAGAAGGAGAAAGAAACAGAGGGAGAAUUUCAUGAUUACUUAGUAAAGCAGAUUUCGUCACUACAGUUUACUAAACCAGAUAAUUUUAUUGUUUGUGUAAAUCGACUUAAUCAUUAUUAUGGAGCUAUAGCUGACAGGUUUCUCAAUAAGAUAUUAUUUAUGUUACCAAGUCUAAGUGGAGAUUUCCGUACUCAGUGUUUAGUUAUCAUCAACAGUCGUAUAGAACAAAUAGACAAUGUUUUUAUGGAACUCAAGUCAAAAGGAUUAAUAUCUUUCUUGACACACAGGAAUGAAGAUACUCAACUAGAAUCAUUAAACAUUAUAACAUCUAUCCGUCAUAAACUAAAAGCCAGUGAGAUGAAUUCUCUAAUGGAAGCCAUUACUGCAUUUACUCAUCAUCCUAGUACACCAUGUCGCAAAAUAAUGUACGAACUUUUGAUGUGGAUAUAUGAUAAUUACAGGGAAGAUGAAUCUGAAGAAAGUCAUGUCAUAAUGCAGAAAACUAAAGAAACAUUGUUAAAGGGUCUUGGUGAUGAUGAUAUACUCUGUAGGUUAUUGGUUCAGAAUUUCUGGAGUAGUGAAACCCGUCUGCCGACAGGAACAUUGGAUAGAAUGAUAGCCAUGUUGAAAGCUAUGUAUUCACCUAGUACAGAACAACAAUAUCUAAGCUAUUCCACCAGCCUUCUACUAGAAAUGACAUCAAAGAGUCCUGAUUAUCAAAGGGAAAUAUUUGAGCAUCCCUUGUCAGAGUGUAAAUUUCAGGAAUUUUCAGUGCGGUCAUCGUGGAAACAAAGACAUGCAGCCAUGACUCCAUUAUUUGCAUCAUCACUGAGUACACAGUCUGAGAGCAUGGAAGGUGUAGAGGAUAGUUUAGAUGGUGGAGUUAGAGCUACUCAAGAUGGUCAACAAUUUACUGCAACAGUGGAUGCUGGUUCUGGAGCACCAUUUAAUUGGUUAACACAGAGUAGUUUGGAUACAUAUGGUGAUUAUAGUACAGUUGGUCAAGAAACACCGUCAUCGUUGUUAUUUAGUGUUGGUAGUACAGAUAGUCAGUCUAUGUCUGCUAGUAGGCGAAGUAGACCAGGUUUUGGGUUAUCAAGAAAACCUACACCUCAAAAACCAGGAAAAACAACUAAAAAUGAAGAAACAGGUAAUGGUCCGGGUAGUGAAAUAUGGAGAUUAAAAAGAAGAUUUUUAAAAGAUCAACAAUCUACUAGUGUUUAUUUUGCUAAGAGACAAAUGAACUUAAACAAAAGAAGAGAGGAACUAAUCAAAGAACAGAGAUCUAGACGAGAGAAUCAAGUUACAAUGUAUAGAAAAUAUAGAAGUGGUGAUUUACCAGAUAUACAGAUCAAAUAUUCUUAUCUUAUAGCACCAUUACAAGCUUUAGCUCAUAGAGAUAGUACGAUUGCCAAGUUGUUAUUUAGUUCUGUGUUUAAAGCCAUCUUUAAGAAAAUGGAUGAAGUUAAGACAGAAAGGGAGAUAGAGGAAACAAUAAGUCAGAUAAAAAAAAGUAUGGAAACAAUAUUUAAUACAACCACCCAAUAUUAUCCUCCAUUUCUGGGUUGUAUCAUGAAUAUAUUAUAUGAACUAAGAUCAAGUAUUCAAGUCAAUCCAUCUAGUUUAAGUACUGGUGCUAUCGUUAGUAAUUUACAACCUUUAGGUAUAACAGUGUUAGAAGAACAACUAAUACAGACAGAUAAUGUUGAUCCAAGACCUACCAAACGUGGUCGGACAACAGCAGGUACACAAGUAUCAUUGGAUGUUAAUCAAUGGAUAGAAAUGGCAAGGUUGUAUAAAUCUGUGAAUCAGUAUGAUGUAUUACAUGGUAUAUUUAGUGGUAAAAUAGAUACUAAAUCUAUAACACAAGAAGCUAUGAUAGCUGAAGCUAAAGGAGAUUAUCAAACAGCUAAUAAAUUAUAUGAUGAGGCCCUAUCAAAGGAAGAUUGGGAUGAUGGAGAUCCACUCCCAGCAGAAGUAGAUCUUUGGGAUGAUAGCAGAAUGGAGUGUCUGGAUCAUUUAACACAGUGGACAGAUCUUGAAGCUGUAUCAGUAGCAGGUGUAGAUAACUCUACCCCACCAGAAUUAAAUAAAGUUUGGGAUGAUACAUUUUGUCAGGAACAUUUUUUACCUUAUUUAAUACGUAGUAAGUUAAAACUGAUGUUACAGAGUCAAGAUGAACAGUCAUUAUUAACAUUUGUUGAUAAAGCCAUGCAAAAUCUAGAACAUAGAGCUGUCUUAGAGAGUCGAUAUAGCAUGGAGUUAGCAUUGAUGUAUCUAUGGCAAGAAGACUAUGAUAGAGCCAGACAUUAUGCCGGUAUUGCAUCACAGAAAUUUUUACAGGAAUGGAGUAGUACUGAUAGUUUAAUGAUAACAAGUAGAACAUCACAGUUACAACAACUACAACCUCUUGUUGAAUUACAGGAAUUUCUACAAUUUAUGGCUAAAGAUAGUAAUAUAACAAAUACUAAUGCUAAUCAACUGAUAAGAACCUGGGAAACAAGACAACCACAUCAAUUACUUGAUCCUGUUACAAUCUGGGAUGAUGUUAUUACAAACAGAAAUGUGUAUUUAGAUCAUAUUUGUCAUCGACUCAAUACUAAAAACAGAGAUUCACAAGAAGAUGAUGAGGGGGAUCUUUUUGAAGAAUCUAAACUCAGUUUAAAAUUAGCGAUGGCACAAAGUUGUAAAGAACAAAACAACUUUGCUUUAACAUUAAGAAUACUGAAGAAAACUAACACUAUGUGUAAAACAAUAGGUAAUGAACAGUUAAAUAUAGAAUGGAGUCAGUUGUAUGCUAGUACUCACCAUAAAAAAGCAAUUUGUUCAGAAUGGUCAGAAGAUACUAUUAACAGUGUUUUAACUACCAUAGAUCAGUUAGGUAAAUACAAGGACUGUGAUGCACUUUCCCAGAAACCUGAUUUGUGCAGACGACAUCAUGUACUAACUGGAAUAUCUCAUGGAAUAUUAGCUGAAGCCUGUCUGACUGCAAAUCCUUCUGAAAACUUAUCAGGAAAAACACAAGAAAAACUUUUGCAGCUUUCAAAAAUAAAAAAACUCAACCAGACAGAGGUUGUUAGUAGUUUGAUUGAGAAAGGUUAUCAAGCAUUACGAGCAGCUGUAUCUGAUGGUAUUGUUACUAGGUCUAGAUCAGAAUCAUUUACACAGGCAGAUGCUCAAAUGGCUUUAUGCAAAUUCUGUGAUAGGUUCUUAAGAACUAAGGAAGAAGAUGAAGAGCAUAUUGACAGUAAAAUAUUAGAAUCCUAUCCUGAAACUAUAAUAGUAUGUUUAUUAAAAGCAAUGAAAUUAGGUUCGAAAGAAGCUAUUGAAAGAUUUCCACGAUUAUUACAAUUGGUGGAACUUUAUCCAGAUACAAUGGCUGCUUUUGUUAACAAGGCUAGUGAGGUACCUAGUUGGAUGUUUUUAUUAUGGAUCAGUCAGAUGAUGGCAUUAAUGGAUAAAGUAGAAGCACCAGCUGUACAACCUAUAUUAUUACAAUUAGCUACAGACUAUCCACAGGCAGUUGUUUAUCCAUUCCGAAUUAGUUGCGAAGGUUUUGAAUUUGAUAAUUCUACUCAAGGCAAGAAAAAUAAACAGUCUGUUGAGAAGCUGGCAUCUCUUCUAACCGAAGAAAGAGUACCAUUAGUGAGUAAAUUUAUCAGUGCCCUGGAUCAGUUUGCACAACCAGAGAUGCUUUUCAAGGAUUGGACAGAUGAUAUUAAGAAAAUGUUGAUGAGUAAAACUAAAGCUAAAGAUAAAAUAAUGGAGAAAUAUAAAGAGAUAUAUAAUAUACUAAUAGACUAUAAAGAUGUACCAGAGGUAUCUAGUUCACAGAUGUCCUUUAUAUCUCAAUCAACUACUGUAGGCAUGGGAGAUUACCGCAGAAAAUUUGCUGAGAUUUUUAAGAAAGAUUUUAUAAGUACAUUUGGAAAGAAUGGUGAGAAAUUAGUUAAUAUGACAGCAAAGGAAUUUCAGAUUCAAUUCAUACGUUUAAAUGGUGAAUUUGAUAAACAUAAGAAACCUCGAGGUAAAUUGAUACCGCCAACAUCUUUACGUGAAUAUUGUCAAUGGUUGGCGGAUUUUAAUCCUAAUAGAGACAGUAGAGAACUAGAAAUACCAGGUCAAUAUGAUGGAUUAGCUAAACCGUUACCAGAAUAUCAUAUCCGAGUAGCUGGUUUUGAUGAAAGGGUAUUGGUUAUGUCCUCUUUACGAAAACCCAAAAGAAUAACAGUACGAGGAAAUGAUGAGAAAGAUUACCAUUAUCUAGUUAAAGGUGGUGAAGAUUUACGUCAAGAUGCAAGAAUAGAACAACUUUUUGUUAUCAUGAAUAAAGUCUUCAGUAAAGAUCCAGCCUGUAGACAUAGAAAGUUAACAUUAAAAACUUAUCAAGUUAUUCCUAUGACACCAAGGGUUGGAUUGAUUGAAUGGAUGAAUAAUACUAUACCUCUAAAAGAUUUUGUACUAAAUGCUUUGACUGAACAAGAACGUAAAUAUGUCAUGGGAGAACAAGGUCCUAUGAAGCAACAUGAAAAAUGGGCAUAUAGAUAUUGGGAUGACAAGAAGAAAAGUAUUGCUGGAAUGUAUUCAAAAAUUUACACGAAUUAUAGCAGAGCUGAUAGUAUAAAAGAACAAAGAUUGAAAGAAAAUAAAGUACCAUGGGAUCUUUUUAGGAGAGCUUUUCAUCAAAUGAGCACAUCUCCUGAAGCUUUCCAUGUAUUACGAUGUGAAUUGAUUGUCACCCACGCUGUUAUAUGUAUUUGUCAAUAUGUUCUGGGUAUUGGUGACAGACAUUUAUCAAACUUCAUGAUUAAUUUAAAAUCAGGAGGAAUGGUUGGAAUUGAUUUUGGUCAUAAUUUUGGAUCUGCAACACAAUUUUUACCUGUUCCUGAGUUAAUGCCAUUCCGACUAACUAGACAAAUUGUUAAUCUAUGUCUACCAUUACAAGUGAAAGGUUUAUUAGAGUCAACGAUGGUACAUACAUUAAGAGCUUUACGUAAUGAUUAUGAUCUACUUGUUAAUACUAUGGAUGUUUUUGUUAAAGAACCAUCUCUUGAUUGGUUGAAUUUUGCAGAGAAGCAAAUGAAUGAGAAAAUGGGACCAGAUGAUGAUGAAAUAGAUGCCACUUGGUAUCCCAAACAAAAAAUAGAGUAUGCUCAGAGAAAGUUGAAAGGCGACAAUCCUUGUUACAUAACACGUGAUGAACUGACAUUAGGACAUCAAAGGAAUGCAGCUUUUAAAAGUUUUGUUGAUGUUGUAUUGGGUGAUAAAAAGGACAAUGUACGAGCAACACUCCCGAAAACAGGAUUAAGUUGUGAGCAACAGGUUGCAGCACUAAUAGAUCAAGCUACCGAUCCUAAUAUUCUUGGCCGUGUAUGGCAGGGCUGGGAAGCUUGGAUCUAAAAUGGAAAUUACAAUUAUUGUUAAUAAUAUUUUUUUUUUUUACUUGAAAUUAUGCAUACAUGUAUAUUAAUCUUUUAAACUUUUGUUGGUAUUUUCUGUAAUUAUAAAAAGUAAAUAAAUUAUGUCUGUAUAAAUUUCUAAUAUGUUACAUUCAAAUGCUUUGUAAAGUAUAGUGUUAUAACAUAGAUGAUCAGGGUAGUUUAUAUAUGAUACAUUAUUUUCUACACUAAGGAUUUUGUUUAUGGUAUAAAACUACCUUGUGCUAAAGACAACCUUAAAUAUUAGUAUAACUUCUUCUAAUUAAUCAUUUAACAUUAAUUUAUGAUUAAUGUGCUAAUUAAAAUCAGAUGUCAAUUUCAUUUCAUUUUAUGUCCGACAUUGUAUUACAUUGUCACGUGACAUUUCCAUUUAUGUUGGCCUUCAAAUCAGUCAAAUGAUCUGUAGUAAUAUUUCAGGAUGUGUUGUUAUUGGCGAGGGUAAAUGUAGCAAACUUUGAAGUUUAGUUAAAUAAAAUGUAAGUAUAGAUAAAAUGCACUUAGCACACCAUCAGGGCGACCUUCGGUUAUAAUUCUUUUUCGCGAUUAAAUUAAAUUCGGAUUCAGUUAGUUCAACCAUAGUCGAGAAAUCACCGAAGGUCGCCCUGGUUGAAUAUCUGGCUAAUAGCAUCUGGGUUAAAUUACAAUGCAGUGUAAAGGUCAGGAAAAUAAACUGAAAUGAAAUUGUAAUUAAUUUUAAAAAGAUUGUUUAGUGUUAGUUAUUUUGUUAUUGUUAUUUUGUUUGUUUUGUUAGGAUAAUGUUUGCUAGACCAUCUAAUAAUUCUAAAUAAUGACAUAAUGUGUAAUUAGCAGUGAACUGUUGUAUCAUAAAUAUUAUUGUUUGUUAUUUGUGUGCCCAGUCUUUAAUAACUCUGUUUCACUUUAAUUGAGGGAGAAUGUUCAAACUUGUAGCUGUUUAUAAGGUUUCUGAUUAAUCCAGGGAGAAUGUUCAAACGUGUAGCUGUUUAAUGAAUGUUUUGACAUAGUUCAAUAAUGAGCAUUGUUUUCUUCUUAGACUAAGCAGAAAUAAUCUAUUUGAUUGGCUGAGACUUUGGAACUUCAUACAUGGAACUCGACAUGAAAACUCUUGAUUCUUAUUGAAUGAGAGUGAUGAAACUUGGUGCACUGGCAUAUAUUUCAUUACAUCUAUACCUUGACUAAGUUUCGAUAAUGAGCAUUUUCUGCUUAGGUUAAGCAGGGCGAUAAACAAUUUGACUGCUAGUUUUAAAAGAUAAAUGUGCAAGUAGCCUAAUUAAUGAUUGUCAUUUAUUUAUUUUGUGAUUAAGCCUCACAGUUGACUUGUUCUCUUUUAUUAAAAUAUGCCUCAACGUUAAUAUAAAUCAAUGAAUAAUCACCUUAUAUUUCAUCUGAUUUAGCACACCUUUAUUAAUUUAAUACUUUAGCUGCUUGGUAAUGUUAUGACUUUCACAACUAUUUUGUAUUUUAUUCAAGGUGGGAUAUGUGACAUCUCUGUAUUUGGUUAUUAUUAGUUAAAUAAUAAAAAUCUACUCUUACUGCA